UUUUCAAGUUGCAGCAAAAAAAAAUUAUUUCAACAAACAACAAAAGUCAAGAAAAAUGCUGAUGGAAUCAAAAAGCAGCGUCGAAAUUCUCAGUUAUGCACAAAGGAAGAAAGGAUUUCAUGAUAAAUAUUUGUCAGUUUGCAAAUCAAAAAUUCUUCAACCACUGCCUGAAGUCAAAAUUAAGCAAAAAAAUAUUCAUGUUUUGGAUUUUCAUGCUGAUCGGAUUAAAGCUAAUGACUGGAUGGCAAUUUGUGAUGCUUUGAAAAACGACAGAACAUUAAAAUUUGUGACUAUCAAGCUACGGAAGAAUGAUGAAUGUAUUCUCGAUCAUGUCGACACGUUGAAAAAGUCAAGAAAUGUAGUCUCGAUUCCCGUAAUCUAUUCAAAAUUCAUCUUCAACGAGUUCGUCGAAUCUCUUCAAAGCAUACUUGUCAGCAAUAACAUCCUCGAAAUGCUUUCACUCGAAGGAUUUCCAAUACGUGAACGAUUCAUGAUGACAUUAGCUAAAGGAUGCUUUACAAAUCGAUCAAUAAGAGUGCUGAAUCUUUCUAGAAGUAAAAUCGGUGAUGAUGGAUGUGAAAUUUUAUGUUCGAAUAUCAAGCACUUGACUAAUAUUGAGACAUUGAAUUUAUCCAAUUGUAAUAUUGGUGUUAAAGGUGUAAAUGCUGUAGUGGACUAUAUCAAGACCCAAAAAAUCCAUCGAUUUUCGGAAGCAUGGAUCCGUAGCUUGAGAUAUCAAAGUAUCGAUGACACAUCAUUUGGUGGUUUGAAACGAAUUUUUCUUAACAGUAAUCCACAAAUUGGUGAUGAAGGAUUAAAAUUUUUGACUGAUGAACUUAGCGAAGAUGUAUGGAUUAAAGAUAUUGAAGUACAAAAUUGUGGACUUACAAAUGUUGCUGCAAACGAAAUUAUCAACUGUCUGACAUACAAUAAGACAAUUUUGAACUUUAACGUAGCAAAUAAUUUAGAUCUUCCUGAACAUAUGCAUCGACAAAUUUUAGAACGUCUUGGAUCAUGUGAUGUAGAUAGUGGUGAUUCAAAUGACACAAAACCAAUACAAAUCAAAGUCACGAAGAAUCAACUGUAUGAAAAAAUCAAAUUUUUGGAAGAUCAGCUUGAGUUAGAGGAAUGCCAACAGAAACAAUUAAAGGAAUUAAUUGAGAAUCUUCAUACACAAAACAUGGAGAGCAAUAAGCAACUGAUGGAAAUGAAUGAGCAGUUAAAGAAAAAUGUUCCUGAAGGAUUCACUUUGGUUGCUAAUGAAGACUUAGACAGACUUGCCAUUCGUAAAACAGCAUCAAAUGUUGCAGUAAGACUUAGACGCAAGAGAAGAAACCCUAUAAAGAAGGUCAGAAGUCUCGUUAUUGAAAGUCCAAUCAACAAAGUCGUUUUCUCAAAAUCAGUCACAUCAGUUAAAUUAAAACCAAAAGCUAUCAGCAAGUGUGAAUCUUUCGUUGAGCCAAAUAUUGGUGAUGGCUUGCACAACAACAACAAUGACAACAUUCAGCAGAGUUCAAGCGAUGAGGCUGACACUGAUGAUGAUGAAUAUUAUGGGACAUCCUUAUUGAAGUCGUUUACCAAAGGUAAAAGUAAGCCAACUUCUUUUUUUGAGAAAAUCUUAAAAUCUUCGUCAUCACGUGCUCCUAAUAAUUCGGAUAUUGAAUAAAAGCCUCAAUUUUUAAUUUUCU
Molecule: messenger RNA, 1688 nt
Organism: Chironomus riparius
Lineage: Eukaryota; Metazoa; Arthropoda; Insecta; Diptera; Chironomidae
Source: the annotation of a GenBank genome assembly